This is a messenger RNA of Penicillium cinerascens, 254 nucleotides long. RefSeq lists its product as uncharacterized. The transcript has 3 exons. The record is from RefSeq and is a predicted model, not a curated record. Bases 12 to 254 code for a protein of 80 amino acids. Lineage: Eukaryota; Fungi; Ascomycota; Eurotiomycetes; Eurotiales; Aspergillaceae.
UUUUAUUCAUCAUGCCUAUGGUCGUGCCCGGUGUCAACUCCUCGAUGGGGGACAAGUCUGAGUGGGUCAACAAGUUGAUGGGAAAGAAGAUCAGCGACUCGGGGAGUGAUGAGCUGUCAUUUGCAAAGAAGGAUUUGCCUGAAUCUCACCGCGUGCUGAAGCCAGAUGACAUGAAGACCAUGGACCACAACCCUGAUAGACUCAACGUCCACCUUGACCAUGAUGGCACCGUCCGGGAUGUGACUUACGGCUAG